Cydia fagiglandana is the source of this 1350-nucleotide messenger RNA. RefSeq lists its product as uncharacterized. The transcript is spliced from 2 exons. The coding region runs from base 297 to 1079 and encodes 260 amino acids. The record is from RefSeq and is a predicted model, not a curated record. NCBI's taxonomy places the organism in Eukaryota, Metazoa, Arthropoda, Insecta, Lepidoptera, Tortricidae.
AUUGUCAAUAAAUUAUCAACACAAUAAAAGUAAAAAAAAAAAUGUGUUAAAUCGUUUUUGGGCUACUAAAAACAAGUGAAAAAAAGUGUGAUAAAUACAUCCCCGAACAUCGUUGUUUCGAUGAAGUGAUAUAAAAUUGACGCGAUCGCCAUUUUACGAUUGGAAUGCCAACGAAGAUUGAUGAUAAGUUGAUGGUUAUAUUGAUUGAAUCAUAUUGAUGGUGUUUAGCUGUCUACUCGAUCCCUAACCCGCCGCAUAUUUGAACUUCCAAAAAGUUUCAAAUCGAAAACUUAAUAAUGACUAGUGCAACGAAAAAGGACAGACAAUUCACUAUUGAAUUCAUAAAACAUUACAAACUGCUACCGACGCUAUGGAAUACGAAAUGCGAAAGUUACCGUGACCAUAACAUGAAGAAGAAAUGUUAUCUGGUAUUGUUGAAGAAGUACAGAGAGCAUUAUCCAACGGCAAGCUUGCACGAUAUGAAGAGAAAAUUGAACUCGCUGAGGUCGAAUUACAGAAAAUAUAGUGCGAGGCUAAAGCCAGGCGAUCCUCCGCCGAAUGUGUACUGGUAUAAUGAGAUGAAAUUUGUGUAUGGGUCAGAGGAGGUGGAAAACGAAAUUGAUGUCGAUGCAACUUAUGAUGAGCUGAAAUGUGAAGAAAUGGAAAUAAGUGUGGCUGACUCCUUUGACGACCAAGAGGAAGACCAUUUGGAAGAUGUGGAACACUUAGAAAUACCAGAAAGCGACGUAAAGUACUGGGAAAAUGACACUCCAAGCCCGCCACCACCGCGUGCCUCAAAAACCUCAGAAAAAUCAACUCCGAAAUUAAUUUACCGCACCACCACACCAAACAAACAGUCACAGCAAGCAAGUGUGCUACAGACUUCUGCAGUGCAUGAAGAGGAUGAAUUUGACUUGUGGGGUAAAGUGAUGGCUACGGAGUUGAGAAAGUUGAAUGCGAGGCAGCAGAUCUUUGCGAAGAAAGCCAUCACGGACGUCUUGUUGGAAGGACAGUUGGGACUGCUGAAAAGGAACUCUGUACAGAUAAAUAAAGCUGAUCGACAUGGUACUGAAAUAUGAGAUUUAAUUUGUGUAAUAACUUUUUAUCAUCCGUUAGAAGUAGAAAAAGUAAACUGACCACUUCAUAAGGUCAUGAGUCUUAUAUUACACAAUGUUAUUAUAACUCAAGUUAUGUUAUAGGCAUUCCAAAAUGGAAGCGCUUAUGUUGUACAAAUUGUACAAGUUGCUUUUAGUCCCGAUUAGGUAAGUGAGAAAUGUGCACGUGCUAAUGAGACUCACACCGAAAGAGUAAGAGACAAACUAAUGUUUAAUAAUGAGCAUAACAAAGAUG